AGCUAGCAGACGAUGCUCAGCUGUUAGAUUCUGCUCAGCUGUUGGUGAAGCACAAACACACCACUUCUUUGUUGUUUUAUGUGUCCUUUGCAUUCUUUAGGGCUCAUCAAUCUUGUGACUUAAGACUUAGUCUACUCCUCCUACGAUGUCGUUUAGGAAAGCUUCGCAUGCAGGGACCUGGUAUUCUGGUUCAGUGAAAGAACUGGGCCGACAACUUGACGGAUGGCUGCAAGUGGUUAAUGUGACCCACCGCCCGGCAAGAGCUAUAAUAGCACCGCAUGCUGGAUACAGUUAUUGCGGCGCUUGUGGGGCUUACGCAUACAAACAAGUUGAUCCGUCUGUCGUAAAACGUAUUUUUGUUCUUGGACCGUCUCACAAUGUUUGGCUUCCAGGCUGUGCUCUUUCUAGCACAACCAAGUACUGUACACCAUUUUAUGAUCUACCCAUAGACUCUCAAGUCUACUCCCAACUUGAAAGCACCGGCCAAUUUGAGAGAAUGAGCAUUAGUGUUGAUGAGGAGGAACACAGUUUGGAAAUGCAUUUACCUUACAUUGCUCGUGUGAUGGAGGAUUACAAAGAUUCCUUUAAAAUUAUACCAAUAAUGGUAGGAUCCUUAACCGUGGAGAGGGAAGCUGCCUACGGUCAACUUCUUGCUCCGUAUUUGGCUGAUCCAAAUAAUUUAUUUGUGGUUUCAUCAGACUUCUGUCAUUGGGGUCAACGUUUUCGCUACACAUAUUAUGAUCAACAGUUUGGUCAAAUUCAUCAAUCAAUUGAGGCCCUCGAUAAGAUGGGCAUGGAUUUAAUAGAAGAUGUGAACCCGAGUGCAUUUGCUGACUAUCUGAAAAAGUAUGAUAAUACCAUUUGUGGUCGCCAUCCCAUUGCAGUCUUAUUGCAAGCUGCUGCAGUUUUGGCGUCUAGAGGAACCCAAAUGUCUAUGAAGUUCUUGAAAUACGCUCAGUCUGACCAAUGUCGCAACAUGGGUGACUCAUCUGUUAGUUAUGCAUCAGCCUCCUUGGUGUUUAACUGAGUGGAUUUGGGUGCACAUUUUUGUAUGAACUGCCAUAAUAAUGCUGUAAUUUUUCUGUUAAUUCUUUUUCUUUCUUAUUUGCUAUGGCAUAGAUUGUAAGAAAUUUAACAUGACACAGUUGCAGUAAAGACAAUUUUUUUUUUAGCUAAGAGCAACAUUGUUGACACAUUCAUUC
Thrips palmi is the source of this 1202-nucleotide messenger RNA. RefSeq names its product protein MEMO1-like. Bases 146 to 1027 code for a protein of 293 amino acids. NCBI's taxonomy places the organism in Eukaryota, Metazoa, Arthropoda, Insecta, Thysanoptera, Thripidae. The record is from RefSeq and is a predicted model, not a curated record. The transcript is spliced from 8 exons.